UACAUUUCAUAUAACGAAUCAAAGUUCUGAUUUUUUAGUCCAUUGUCCUACAAAUUCAUUAUUUUGCAUUAAAAGUCAUCAUUUUCACGUACACAUUAUGAGCCACACAGCUUUAAUACUUGUUGUUGUACUAACAUAACCUACAUUUAUAAAAAGAAAAGGAUGUGUGUAAAAUGAGUUUUGGUUGGUUCAAAUGUCCACUGCCUCCCUCUGCUAUGGGCGUAAACGUUAGGUAAUCUCAUCGUUCUCCAGCUGAGUUGUUGGUUCGGGUUAGGUUCAGUUCUGCCCCCCUGUGGGUAAAGUAACCACCGCAUGGGAGUUAGUAUCCUGCCACCAAGGUUAGUCAUUACCUUAUCUUCUCACUCACCCUGGGCACCGAAGAAAGCGGACAGAAUUCUGUCCGAGGCAUGCUGCCGCCCAGCCGUCACAUCUUACCAUGGGCGACUGUAACCACAGUACACACGAGCGGGCUUUGUCCAUAGAGGACGGCGUUAGUGUAGUGUUUCACAAAGUAGACAGCCAUGACCCAAACAGCGGCGACGAGAGUGGCGAUGAUGAACGGACAGCAGCGAGGAUUCACUUACAGAGUAACUGCCAUGUGUCGUGUGAAUACGGUGAUGAUGCUGAGGGAGCGAGAGGAAGCAACGGUUCUCUGGAAGGCAGCGAGAAGAAUUCACUAUGCCCGCCGGCGUUUUGCGUCAGAAGCAGGCUCGCAUCUCGAGACGGAAGCGCACGUGAAGACUCAGAGAAACCAAACAGAUGUCCAGGUCUUGGUUUGUUCUAUGCUUUCCUGUCCACAGUUUUCUUCUCCAUCAUUGCACUCUUGGUGAAAACCAUCGAAGGGGUCCACGCCAUUGAGAUCAGCGCCAUACGCUGCUUCUUUCAGAUGCUUUUUACUAUGCCCUUACUCAUCUACCACAAGACAGGUUUCCUUGGUCCCAGAGACAAACGCAUAUAUCUGGUGCUUCGGGGUUUCAUUGGCUCCAAUGCAAUGAUCCUGCUCUUCUAUGCUGUUCAGCAGAUGCCGCUAGCCGACGCCACAGUCAUCAUGUUCAGUAAUCCUGUCUUUACCUCCCUGCUGGCCUGGAUCUUCCUGAAGGAGAGAUGUACAAUCUGGGACUGUAUCUUCACUAUUUUUACCAUCACUGGAGUCCUCCUCAUCGCCCGACCGCCAUUUCUCUUUGGCGACCAUCGGCGCGGCAUUGAGGGCAACUAUGCUAACCACAUUAAGGGGACUAUCGCUGCCUUUGCAGGAGCUAUUGGGGCUGCUUUUACAUUUGUUGUCCUUCGCAAGAUGGGGAAGAGCGUCCAUUACUACCUCUCCGUCUGGUACUACGCUGUCAUUGGUUUCAUCGAGUGCAUCAUCACAGUAUCCGUCCUGGGGGAGUGGAAAAUCCCGUACUGUGGCCGUGAUCGGUGGCUGCUGAUGCUGAUUGCUGUCCUGGGCAUUGCCGGCCAGAGCUUCCUCACAAAGGCCCUCCAGAUUGAGAAGGCUGGACCUGUGGCUCUGAUGAGGACUAUCGAUGUGGUGCUGGCGUUCACCUUCCAAUUCAUUUUCCUCAACCGUGCACCGACCAUGUGGAGCCUCGGAGGGGCGCUGUGCGUCGUGGCGAGCACCAGUGGAGUAGCACUCCAGAAGUGGUACAGCAGCUCUCGCAAGAGCUGAGGAGAAGCAACAUAGAAUACUUUGGUAUUACUAUCUUUUUUUUCUCUAUCAUAUGUUCUUGAUUCUGUAGUUUACUUGUUGCUUUUGCGUUAACCUGCGAGAAGGUUUAACCUCGUUGAAGAGUUAAAAAUGUGUACAAAAUCAAUGGGACUGAAAGUUUAAUUUCAUCAUAAUAAAGCAGGUGUAUGAAGGAUAUCCUCAGUCCCAUUUUACAUUUGCUUUAACCUGAGUACAAUAGCCAAAGAGAGAGGUUUAUUGCACUGGGACAAUCCAUACUGUGUUGGCAAUAAUAUUAUAUGGAAAAAUAGUAUACUCCAUAUUUCAUUUUUAUUGUGGUAUGCACUAGCCACUAUUGAAUGAGUAUCUGCAAAAAUAUAUUUUUGGUGCUGACAAUGCAGCUAGGAUCACUCUGGUCAUAAACAAAUGAAAUGUAAUGCAAACCAAAUAAGCACUUAGAUACAUGUUUAUUUGAAGAAAAAAACAUCACAGAUAUUUGAGUCAACAAAAAAGUAUAUAAAAGAUGAAAAAAAAAUCCCAAAUUUGGUUACAAUUAUAAACUCUAAACAGCUGUACAGUUUACUCAGGGAUCUCUCGCCGAACUGCUUAUGAAUGCCCAAAUUUGAAUUACAGCUGAAUCUAAUCCAUGACAAAUUUUUCCUUUGGGAUUUUUGUCACAAUUCAUAGUGACUCAUUUCUUAACAAUAUCUUUGAAGUGCCUUAAGUAGGGAACUUUAACCUCCAGCUUUCCGGCUCAGUAACCACCAAUCACACCUGGCCAGCUCCCAGGUGUGAUUGUACACUUGAAUAUGAAGUAGGGUGCUUCUAGACAAAAAGUCAACCCAAUAAUUAAUGAUUAUUUUUUUAAAGAUAAAGCCCAACAGCCUUUUUAAUGUGGCACCAUAGGGCAUGGCCGCUAUCCCCACGCAGAAGGCUGCAAACAUUUCUUCAUCUCAGGAGGAGUCAACUCUUAUCAAGUUGGCUAAUAUUUACUGGCAACCUAAAGCAUUGAAUUAGUGCUCUUAACAUUCUCAAAAUAUAGUUUUUAUUCCAUGAUGCUCAAAGAGCAAUAUUGUUUGCACCUUGUCUUUUCUAUAGAAUAGAAAAAGUGACAGUACGCAGCUGCCACU
Etheostoma spectabile (orangethroat darter) is the source of this 2793-nucleotide messenger RNA. It is a transcript of the gene slc35g1, whose product is annotated as solute carrier family 35 member G1. NCBI's taxonomy places the organism in Eukaryota, Metazoa, Chordata, Actinopteri, Perciformes, Percidae. Gene Ontology annotation, cellular component: endoplasmic reticulum membrane; plasma membrane. Gene Ontology annotation, biological process: calcium ion export across plasma membrane; regulation of cytosolic calcium ion concentration. The record is from RefSeq and is a predicted model, not a curated record.